AUGACCGACCCUCAGCCAUUGCCCGGCUCUGAUCGACUCGCCUGCAAUUGUCAUUAUCCUAUAGGUCUCGUCGUUUUCCUCGUAUUCACGAUAGCUUCACUCAUUUUGUGUAUUUUCAUUUGCUGUAUUGAUAUUACGAAAUGUUCUUUUUAUAAACGCCAAAAAGAACGUCCGCUAUUGAGAAGGACGUCGACAUUUGAUCCCAGAUUUAUGGAUGGACCGAGAAUCCAACGAAAAUUCUCGGUGGAUCCUCGUCUAUUAGCCUCUCUCGAUAAUGGAUUGAGCCGGCAAGGGUCAAUUGUUGGCCCAAUUCUCCCGGCUGUCACCCAUGCUGAAUGCAAUGGAAAUCUUUAUGGAAUGUAUUUCCCAAAUGAGGCUUUAGUUACAACUGUU
Messenger RNA from Mesorhabditis belari, 393 nucleotides. Lineage: Eukaryota; Metazoa; Nematoda; Chromadorea; Rhabditida; Rhabditidae. The record is from the annotation of a GenBank genome assembly.